Messenger RNA from Scleropages formosus (Asian bonytongue), 1403 nucleotides. RefSeq names its product receptor activity-modifying protein 3-like. Gene Ontology annotation, molecular function: coreceptor activity. The transcript is spliced from 6 exons. Gene Ontology annotation, cellular component: cell surface; signaling receptor complex; membrane. Gene Ontology annotation, biological process: protein localization to plasma membrane; regulation of G protein-coupled receptor signaling pathway; G protein-coupled receptor signaling pathway. Bases 580 to 1092 code for a protein of 170 amino acids. Lineage: Eukaryota; Metazoa; Chordata; Actinopteri; Osteoglossiformes; Osteoglossidae. The record is from RefSeq and is a predicted model, not a curated record.
GCUUACGGCUGAAUGUACAAGAAUACAAUUUCAUCAUGUUAUAGUUACGUUUCAGUACUGGAUGGUUAUAUGAUGUUUGGAAGUCUUAAAAAAGCGACAAAAGUUUAUCGUAAAGAAUAUGUGUAAACGCGGAAGAUUUGAAAGAUGUGAUUCUACGGAAAAAGAAUCUGCGUAAAUUCGAACGUGACUGCGUGUGUUUUUAAAUUUUAGUCACUCUCGGGUUGUUGUUGUUGCGUCGCUGCUGGUGCAACUUCGUCGAGUCUCCAUCAUGGGAGUCCGUGAGACUCCCACCCGGACGUGGAGUGAGUCACACGCUGCAGCGGGGAUUACCGGGAAACACACGCGUACACACCGACUGCCCAUUCCUGGAAUACACAGCAGCGCAACGCGGCGCUCACGUCCCCCAGCCAGCGGUGUGACUCAGUGGGGAAUUAACUCCUUCAUCCUUUCAGCUGCAUUGAAUCACCGAAGCACUGAAUCACACCUAAGUAACUUCACUUCGGAAGUAAGGACGCGGACGGCGGCACGAAGGCUGCUCAACAACUCGCACAGCACUGAAACGGACAGCGCCGUUUGCAAAUGAAUGUUAUGCUACAAACCAGUGUAAGCAGAGGAGAUGAGGCACUGUUACAUACAAAUUUUAGCAUGGAUAAUGAGGCACCGUUACAUACAAAUUUUAGCAUGGAUAAUGAGGAAUCAUUUGAGGAUCCGGAGCACUAUUCCUCCCUUGUUUACUGUAACAGGAGUUACUUAAUGGUGCUAUACAGUGGCUUGUUGGAUUAUUUUCAUGAAAACAUGAUGGAACUCAAAGAAGAGUCCUGGUGUGACUGGGACCAGGUUAUCAGGCCAUACGUCUACUUCACAGAAAUUAUGGUAGAGCUGACCUUUAACAGGGAUUGUGUCUACCCAAACCCUACUGCAGAGGAGGUCCUCCUACAGAUCCAUAGGCACUACUUCCAGCAGUGUCUUACGCAAGAGCAGCAUUUCACUGAUGCACCCCGUGAAGUGGUGUUGACCCUCAUGCUAGUCCCCAUCUUCCUUGUCCCCAUCUUUGUCUUCUUGGUGGUGUGGAAUAAUAAAAAGCAGGACUGAAGGACUUCAUCAUUAGGAUAAAACCUCAAAACAACUUCAUAAUGACUUAAUAUGAAAGGUCUCCUCUCAGGAUUCUACAUGUACAAUUGAAUUUCUUUUGGUUUUCAGUAGAGUGCAGGAUGUGUCUGGCAAUGUUUGUUUUUUUUUAAAAAAAAACUGUCCAGGUCUUUAGUCUCAAAUUUGCAUUACUUCCAAGUAAAUAUUAUGUCUUUCUUUGUAAAGAAUAUCUGUAUAUAAGUACUCAGCAAUAAUUAAAUGAACGAUACAGCUCAAUGUAAAACACUGCAAUAAAAACACUGUGCAUAAUAAAA